UUUUAUACAGCUCUCAUCUUUUUCCUCCUUCCUAGGUCCUGCUUCUGCUACCUCCAGCUUUCCCAUCAUCAUGGAGUCUCGUUUACCUCUCCCCCUUCUCCUCCUUACUCUCUCCCUCCUCUCUCUCUCCCAUGCUCGUAACUUCUACGCUGGUAAUCGAGAUGGUUGGGUCUUGAACCCCUCCGAGAGUUACACCCAAUGGUCUUCUCGCAACAGAUUUCAGAUCAAUGACGUUCUCAUAUUUAAGUACCAGAAGGGUUCGGACUCGGUGUUGGAGGUGAACAAGGAGGAUUACGACAAGUGUAACACCAAGAACCCCAUCAAAAAGUUUGAAGAUGGCGAUUCGCAGUUCACGUUUGAUCGAUCCGGACCUUUCUACUUUAUCAGUGGACAUGAUGGGAAUUGUGAGAAGGGUCAGAAGUUGACUGUUGUUGUCUUGUCUGUCCGAUCAUCACGGCCCGGAAUGCCUCCGGCACCUCCCUCUACUCCCAAAGCUCCUUCUCCUUCUGGUGGGGGAACCCCCGUUUCACCUCCUGGCUCUCCGGUGACCACUCCUACCGUGCCCUCCCCGUCCGGUAACCCUCCGCCGUCCACCCCGUCAACUCCAUCACCGGGAACUUCUCCCAAAGCUCCUGCUCCUUCUGGUGGAGGAACCCCUGUUUCACCUCCCGGCUCUCCAGUGACCACGCCUACCGUGCCUUCCCCGUCCGGUAACCCUCCGCCGUCCACCCCAGCAUCUCCAUCACCGGAAACUUCUCCCAAAGCUCCAUCCACCUCGCCCUAUCCACCAUCUCAGGCACCGGGAGGCUCUAUGACGACGCCAUCUCCAGGGAACAGUCCUCCGGUCACUUCACAGCCACCGGCCUACGCACCUGGACACUCGACUCCGGUGGGUAAUUCUCCAUCCACGACACCAUCUUCACCCACUAUGGCGCCGGCCAAUGCGCCAGGACAAUCAUCUCCGGUGGGUAAUUCUCCAUCCAUGACACCGUACCCACCAUCUAUGGCUCCGGGAGGAUCUCCGACGGGAACGUCUCCAAUGGGCAGUCCUCCGAUGGGUUUGGUGUCACCGGCGAUGUCUCCAUCAGUCUUAUCUCCUGCUACUUCACCAGCAUCAUCGUCGCCUAUGGCAUCCCCGCCGGAACCCACCGAAACCACCCCAUCACCGUCGUCUUCGACCGUCCCAGGAUCACCAUCCGGUUCACCGGCGUUGGGCCCUGCAGGAGGUUCUACAGCACCCUCAGUGUCCAACGAGGCGACACCGCAACCAUCAUCAGCAUGGCCUGAAACUGCUCCGAAGUUGUUGGUAUAUGCGGUUACUAUGAUGGUCGGUGCUGCUCUCGGUACCAUUUUUGGUGCUAAUAAGAAAACAUGACACUAUUAAAAAUAUUUGAAUUAUUUAGCGGAGACCGGAGAGUUGUGUGUGUGAAGGAUUCAUUAGGAGUUAAAUUCGUUUUUCCUUUUAUCCAUAUUGUUACCUUGUUACCUACUUUUGUAUUUAAUUUUUCGUAUGAUUUUCUGAUUA
This is a messenger RNA of Prosopis cineraria, 1525 nucleotides long. Its product is annotated as early nodulin-like protein 2. The record is from RefSeq and is a predicted model, not a curated record. NCBI's taxonomy places the organism in Eukaryota, Viridiplantae, Streptophyta, Magnoliopsida, Fabales, Fabaceae. The transcript has 2 exons. Gene Ontology annotation, molecular function: electron transfer activity. Gene Ontology annotation, cellular component: plasma membrane. The coding region runs from base 71 to 1375 and encodes 434 amino acids.